Molecule: messenger RNA, 1625 nt
Organism: Ostrinia nubilalis (European corn borer)
Lineage: Eukaryota; Metazoa; Arthropoda; Insecta; Lepidoptera; Crambidae
Exons: 15
Coding region: 1-1593 (530 amino acids)
Molecular function (GO): zinc ion binding
Source: RefSeq, a predicted model, not a curated record
AUGUAUUGUCAGACGCAUGACGCGGGCGUGAAACUCCUGCACUCUGCGUCGGGCUGCAUCCAGUGCGUGUACCUGACCACGCCCAGCAUGCAGCUGGCCUUCAACGCGGUGCCUCAGUUCCUGUGCAUAGAGACCGCAGAUUAUGGCAAGGGCAUAACGCCAUACAGCCAAGCAAAGGCAUACAUCAUACAGCCAAGCCACCAGUCGGGCUGCAUCCAGUGCGUGUACCUGACCACGCCCAGCAUGCAGCUGGCCUUCAACGCGGUGCCUCAGUUCCUGUGCAUAGAGACCGGCAUAGAGUUCAACAGCGCGAUCCCGACGGUAGGCGGCGCGGGCAGUCCAAGCGUCAAGCACUACGUCACUCUGUUCUUAGCUGAAGAUGGAAACGGCAAGUCGGUCAUAGUCAGCGCUGGCAUAUCAACGCUCAUAGAUGAUGAUCUCACGUGGCUGCUAGACACGUUCAAGUCCUGCAACCCUGCGUGGAGACACGUGAGAUGCGUCGUCUGCGACCCUACCAAGUGUCAACAGGCUGUCCGCACAGCAUUCCCAUCCGCCCACGUGACCUGCUCCGUCUGGCAAGCGUCCGUCGCGUGCGCAGCGCUAUGCGUCGACGCGACACGACGCAACGACGGGGCGCCCGCGAUAGCAGACGUCGCCGCCCGAUGCAAGACGUAUGCGCUCGCUUUAUUGAGAGGAGAACACGCGCCCGCACAACUUCAGGUCCUAAAACGCGGCAUAAUCGGCACCGGUGCGGGGACGUUACGACUGUGGGAGAUACUGACCCGACCGAACACCGGAGCGAUAGCGAAAUUAGACGCAUGGCUAGAAGCUGACAACUACACUAAUAUAUUACAUAAGGGUCUGGAGAGGCUGGUGACCAAGUUCCAGAACCUAGUCCGGAGCCAGAUGCAGCCGGACGAGUUCGUCUCCGUUUUCUUUAACGUGGCCAACCAGCUGGAAGAAGAACGAAGGAACUUCGCCAUCAGCAGGCUGCGGGACACAGAAACCCUAAAGCAGUCGCCGACGGACACCAUAACGCAGUACGCUUACAACUUGAUGAGCCACCAGACUAAGUUGGCGCAGAAGUGCUUGGACGACCGCAGUGGAAGAAGGCAAAGCAGUCAAGCAAUCUGUAUGUACGGAACAUCCACGCAAGAAUGCUCGUGCUUGUUCAGCAAGGUGUUCCGGUUGCCUUGCCGCCAUAUACUCAUGCUCACCACCGAGCUCAAGGUGAAAACACACAUACCGUUCGAGCCUCGGUGGACGGUGCAGCACUGUUUGUUUGGCUGCGAGAACAACCCAAACACAACCACUAGUAAUAACACAGGCAACAGCACUUUCAUGGAGCAAGUGGUAGUGGAAACAGACGGGCAACACCGCCAGAUACAGCAACAGCCACAGCAGAUACACCAGGUAGGAGGUGUCAGACAACAGCAGUAUGUACUAGCGACGCCCGGCCAGCCACCGCAAGUGAUAUUCUGCGGCGGCAACGUCGGUGGAGUGGGCUCUGUGACGAGCGCAGCACCCGUUAUCACAUCAGUGUUGCCAGCAGGCGGUGCCGUUCUAACACCUCACCACGCGAUACACCAGUGAGAGUGGAACCCUCAAGAAGUAACUAACAAGAA